Caenorhabditis elegans is the source of this 2595-nucleotide messenger RNA. It is a transcript of the gene F59E12.1, whose product is annotated as Bromo domain-containing protein. Lineage: Eukaryota; Metazoa; Nematoda; Chromadorea; Rhabditida; Rhabditidae. Bases 1 to 2436 code for a protein of 811 amino acids. The record is from RefSeq and is marked reviewed. The transcript is spliced from 6 exons.
AUGGCCUACCGAUUCGGUAGAAGCCAUUGGCAGGAUGUUGAUCGACUCAAUCUGAUGACCGUAUGCCAAGCACAUCAGCAAUGGGACAAACGAUUGUUAGCGAUGAGAGAUAUUUAUGCAAAGGAUAACUAUCCCCCAGGAUACUUCACUGAAAAUUCUUGCCGCGAGGAGCUGGAACGUAUCAUGAGCCUUCCAACACCAAAUCUUCGACUUGGUAUUUCCAAUACUUUCGUCUACAGUCGAAAGAUUAUGAUGGAAAAAUGGGUUGAACACUUUAAUACAGAAGUUCGCAAACAAAGAAGCUCCCAGGCAGAACUUGGUUUGGUUACUGUUAGAAAUAAUGUAAAGUUGAUGCAAGAAGCUUUGAAACCUGAUAUUUCCGAAUCAAGACUCCAGGAAAUUUUGCAAAUGGCGAAGCAAAGUGCUGAACGCCACAGAAAUGAUGGGACCUAUAAAAGAACAGUUGGUUCAUUGGACUCGGCUAUCGCAGGCAGAUUAGAAGCUGAAGGAUCUUUGAAUCUGGAAACUCUUGUUCUUCCUCCAACCAAGCCUCCCGGUGAUGAUGUUACAACUGGGUCUCGAGGGUUUCUCACUCCAACACAUUCAACGCCUGCACUCGAUAUGUCAUUUUUCACUCCACCUCGUCAAAUGCGAACUUUGGCUGAUGCUGUUCGUGAAGCUGCACCUGUUGAAGUGAUCCCCGAAUUUGUUGAACCUGAUCCACCAGUGCAAGACGCUCUUCCUGAUGAAAUUAUGGAGCCAGUUUCUCUAACACCUAUCAAGAAACCGAAAACAGAAAAGGAGCCUGAAAAAGAAAUUCCAGCUUCUGAACCAGUAUCAUCUCCCAAGAAGUCAGUAAUUCCAGCAUCUCCAAAGGCAAUAAGUCAUCCUUCAACUCCCGCAAAAAGCCCACAAAAGACACCUCAAAAGAAGAAGGAGAUUACUCCUGUUGAGGUCAAAAUAGAGGAAAUAAAAGAAGAAGAAGAUGUUACUCCUUCUCAAUCACCCCCAGCAACUCAAACACCACGUUCUCGAGGAAGACCCAGAAUUCAUUCGAGUGCUUCUAAGAAAACAGAAAAACCAGAAACUCCGAGAGCUGAAAGCCCGGAUCCAUUGCCACCACCACCUUCGAAGAAGCGUCCAAAGGAACCGUCUCAAGAACCGUCGACUAAUACUUCUUCUAAAAGACCACGAACCUCGACAGUCGUACCAAUGAUUACUAGAAGACGUAAAGAGGGCACACCACAUUCUCGGAUGUCAUCAGUUCCUCCAAUUGCUCGAUCUGAAAGUUCUUUCGAUUUUCAAACGGCUCCUGCUUCUCCAAUGGAUACAUCGACGCGAGAAAUUGAAGUUCAAACUGAUAUAACAAUACGUCAAGCCGUUCAAGCAGUUUCGAUGGGUGAAAGACGUCGAAGUCAUAUUCCACCUGUUACUCGAAAGGUUCGAAAGUCGAUGAUGCCUUCUGAAUCAAUUCGUUCAGUGUCUCGUAACUCAUCUACAUCGACUCCAGGACCACGUGGCAGUUCCGUGGUUCCGAAUGCAAUGCGCAGUCAAGGAAUGCAAACGAAUAUUCGAUUGGAUAUUGAAAAAGAUGAAUUAUUGGUGUUCCGCGUGGAUUCUCGACCCAAUUAUCACCCUACAGUUGUUCAACUUGAUUCAAACAAACCCGUUGUUGUUAGUUUUGAGACUUGUAAGGAGAUAGCAGCUGAAAAUGCAAACGAAAGCAGUGUGGAAAUUGGAAAAAGAGCUGCAAAAGUUGAUGGAAAACGAGAAAUGACACUGAUUGUUGAGACGGAUGAUGCCAUUGGACAGAGACUCGUCGAGGAUAGAUGUUUCCAACUUGUAUCUGCUACGAGUGACUUACCAUCUGCAGGAGUACAUGAAUCACCAGUCAAACGACAUAGAAGAGACGACAAGGCGAGAGAGGAUACCACGAAGUUGAAACUUCUCGCAAUGUAUCGUUAUCUUCAUGAUUGUGAAUGGUCAGAAGCAUUCAAAAAGCCAGUGCCGUUGGGUGAAGCAACAUACGAUCAAGGAGUCCUCGAAAGAAUUGAUUUGAGCCUGAUAAAGAAGGAAAUUGAUAAUGGAACAAUCAAUAGUGAAUCUGGAUUCCUUCUUCGGGCGUAUCGAAUGUUGUCGAAUGCAAUAAUGUACAAUGGUUAUGAUCAUGAUGUUCAUCUUCAUGCAAAAUAUAUUAUCGAGCAUGUGAUGAACGAUAUACAUACUCUGAAUCUUGAUGAUAAACGUGGUGUAGCUAAACGUGCAAUCCAAGUUGAAGAAAUUGCCGACGCCUCUCGCUCAACAUCCAUGGAUCCAGACCCGAUGACUCCAGCUGGAAAUGUUGGAAUGAAGAGAACAGUGUUCCGUAAAGAUCCAAAUGUUGAAGGUAUUAUGACAGCAUCCGGUAGCCGAAAAGGAAAGAAGAACCUUAAAUAAAUCGGAUUUCAUUCCCUCACCUCAUUUUUUUUUAUAUUUGAACGAUUCAACUGCGAACAUUUCCCCCUUUAAUUAAAGUUUUGAUCUUUCAUUCAAUAAUGUAUCUUUUAUAUUAUUAUUAACUCGAUAUGUUUUAUAUGAAGCGGAAACAACAGUUUU